AUGGGACCCCAGCACUUGAGCCCUGCGCAGCUGCUCUGCCUCCUAGGGGCCAUCUCUACUCUUCCCCGGGCUGCGGCUCUUUUAUGCUAUGAAGCAACGUCCUCACUCUUCAGAGCUGUUUCUCUCCAUGACUGGAAAUGGCUUCUGAUGAGGAGCAUGGUGUGUAAGCUGAGUGAGGGCUGUGAGGAGACGCUGGUGUUCAUCGAGACAGGGACCAGAAGGGGAGUUGUGGGUUUUAAGGGCUGCAGCCCAGCCUCAUCUUACCCCCCGCAAGUCUCCUACCUUGUUUCGCCACCUGGAUUGUCCAUUGCCUCCUAUAGCCGUGUCUGCCGCACAUAUCUCUGCAAUAACCUCACCAACUUGGAUCCAUUUGUGAAACUGAAGGCCGGCACUCCUAAGUCGACAGCAUUUUCUUCCCACAGUUGCCCCACCUGUGUGGGUGAACACUCUAAGUCUUGCCUCCCAAAUUUUGUCACCACUGAUUUUUGCCCCUAUGACGCCUCUAAGUGUUACAGUUCCACCUUAAAAUUCCAGGCAGGGCUUCUCAAUACCACCUUCCUCCUCUUGGGCUGUGCUCGUGGACAUCACAAACUUUUAUCAGAUUUUCACCAUAUUGGAAACAUCAGAGUAACUGAGGUCCUCAACAUCUUAGAGAAGGCCCAGGUUGCUAGCACAGAGCGCUCCAGCCAUAGUCCUGCUUGGAGCAUCCUCUCCAGUCUUCUGCUUGCCUUCAGGGACUAA
Nyctereutes procyonoides (raccoon dog) is the source of this 741-nucleotide messenger RNA. It is a transcript of the gene LYPD4, whose product is annotated as LY6/PLAUR domain containing 4. NCBI's taxonomy places the organism in Eukaryota, Metazoa, Chordata, Mammalia, Carnivora, Canidae. Bases 1 to 741 code for a protein of 246 amino acids. Gene Ontology annotation, cellular component: plasma membrane; plasma membrane raft. The transcript is spliced from 4 exons. The record is from RefSeq and is a predicted model, not a curated record.